AGAUCUCUCGCAAACUUACAGAACCGGAAGUGGCGUGGAGCUCUCUUCCCUUUUGCGGCCAUCGCUGGAGCUGCAGCGGCCAACAUGAAGUUCAAUCCGUUUGUCACCUCUGACCGGAGCAAGAACCGCAAAAGGCACUUCAAUGCCCCUUCCCACAUUCGCAGGAAGAUUAUGUCCUCCCCUCUUUCCAAAGAGCUGCGGCAGAAGUACAACGUUCGCUCCAUGCCCAUCCGGAAGGACGACGAAGUACAGGUGGUGCGGGGACACUACAAAGGUCAGCAGAUUGGCAAAGUAGUCCAGGUUUACAGGAAGAAAUAUGUCAUUUACAUUGAACGGGUACAGCGAGAGAAGGCAAACGGCACCACUGUCCACGUGGGCAUCCACCCCAGCAAGGUGGUUAUCACCAGACUAAAACUGGACAAAGACCGCAAAAAGAUCCUCGAACGCAAAGCCAAAUCUCGCCAAGUAGGAAAGGAAAAGGGCAAAUACAAGGAAGAAACACUUGAGAAGAUGCAGGAAUAAAGUAAUCUUAAGUACGACGUGAAAUAAAAAACUGUUAAAAUGAUAAAACGA
Molecule: messenger RNA, 573 nt
Organism: Hyaena hyaena (striped hyena)
Lineage: Eukaryota; Metazoa; Chordata; Mammalia; Carnivora; Hyaenidae
Gene: RPL26
Product: ribosomal protein L26
Exons: 4
Coding region: 85-522 (145 amino acids)
Biological process (GO): cytoplasmic translation; ribosomal large subunit biogenesis
Cellular component (GO): ribosome; cytosolic large ribosomal subunit
Molecular function (GO): RNA binding; structural constituent of ribosome
Source: RefSeq, a predicted model, not a curated record